AACACACACGAGUUAGGGGAGCCCAGCAAGCAAUAACAAACACAAGCAGCCAUUAGCGAACACAAGUUUACAGCUGAACAGAUAGAUCAUUUUCGUCCAUAAGGACACUUUAAGCCAUUUCUAUAUUCUGCUUACCGUGUGCGUAAGUGCUGCAUCGUACAUACUGAGUGCUCUGUCACGUAAAGGAUUGAACUGUAAUCCAACAUUUGCCAAAAACGAGCCAAACCAGCUAACACGCGCUAAUCCUUCCCUGGCGAGUUUGUUCUCGUACACGCAGCAGAAGGUGGCCAGUAUAUAAACAGUAGAAAGUCAACUAUAUUGGAUUUAUGCGGUGACAUGUGAGACGUGAGGACAUUUUGGACCUAUUUUUAACGCUGCGGUGACAUAAUAGAGGCCGACAAGUACACCAAAACCAUUGAAGGAUGCUUCAACCGGGUGGGUGGUGGGCAGGAGCACCUCUGACAGUCCUUUCCGUCAUUUUAUGCAGCAUAUCACCCUCGCCCACACAUGCAUACAUCUAUGCUCAUUACAGCAAUGUGACCUUGUUGCUUGAGGACCUGCCAGCCCUGUUUGGAUCCCCCCUUCCCAAGGAUGGACUCAUGGGUGUUUUAGUGGUUUCCCACCCUCUCAAUGGCUGUGCACCGAUCGCCCCCCCUCCUUCACUCCUGCCAGCUUUGGAGGCCAACACCACCAAAUUCAUAGCUCUCAUCAAACGCUAUGAGUGCAGUUUUGAUCGAAAGGUCUUACAUGCGCAGCAAGCUGGAUACAGCGCUGCCAUUAUUCACAACAUGUACUCCGACUCUCUGCUCAAUAUGAACGCCAGUAACGAUACCAUUGCAGGGGAGAUUGUGAUCCCCUCAGUCUUCACCAGCUUCUAUGCCUCUGAAGUUCUUAAGAAUUUUAUCAUUCCAUAUCAAGGAGCCUAUGUGAUAUUAAAGCCAGAGUUUGCGUUCCCACUCUCAUACUACCUUAUUCCCUUCACUGGAGUGGUUGGCAUGAUCAUUAUUGUGAUGUUUGUUAUCUUGGGCAUACGCUGUGUGCAGUACAGAAAGAGGCUCAGAAAAAAUCGCUUGUCCAAGGAACAGCUGAAGCGCAUUCCUAUUCACAAGUUCACUAAAGGUGAUGACUAUGAUGUGUGUGCCAUAUGCUUGGACGAGUAUGAAGAAGGAGACAAGUUGCGGGUUUUACCCUGUUCACAUGCCUACCACAGCAAGUGUGUGGACCCGUGGUUAACCAAGACUAAGAAAACGUGCCCCGUGUGCAAACAGAGGGUCACCCAGAGCAACACAGAACACUCCGAGUCAGAGUCGGACGAGGAGAGCGCAGGACGAGGAGGAGGAGGAGAAGGUGGAGGAGGGGAAGAAGGAACAGACGCUGACUCCGAGCGCACCCCUCUUCUCCGCCCGUCAAACCCAGGUUCUCCCUCUGGGAGUCCGGGGGUCUAUUCAGCCACCACCACCACAGUGACCACCGCCCAGUGCAUCUCCUCGCCGGCUCACGACAACUCUCCCGUGAUGGGAUACGAAGGCUACUAUUCCCCUCAGGAGGAUACAGACUCGGAAAGCUAUGAGACAGAAGAUGAGCGGCACCCCGGUGACGACGACACCGCUCAGCUUAUCGACAGGGAUACAGUGCGCAUCUGAUGGCUGAAUCGUCAACAUGACUCAACAAGAAAAGGGCCUUUGCUGUUCUUCUAUUGAUCACUCUGUACUCAGUUGAACCUUUUGUUGUAUUGUAACCACACACAGCUCAACUUAACACACAUGUUGCAUUGAUCCGUUAGACUUAUGAAUGAAUGCCACACAUCAGUAAAUGUUGAAGGGCAAAUAUGCAAAACUUACACUUUAGGAUGUUAAAGGUUUCUCAUGCUUCAAUUCUAAUAAUUUUAUGUGUGACAAUCUGUCCUUCACAUCUUUACUGUGUGUUAACGUUUUAGUUUUGCUUAUCUUGCACACUAAAUUACGCACUACUAAAAUAUCUGCAGCUUUAACAAUAUUUUGCUAUUGGAUCAAUACAUAUCUUAGCUUCAGAUGACUAAGAUCUUAAGAUGAAUGGGUUUGUUAUAAACACGUUUCCAUUUUUCCAUCUACUGUUUCUGGUGUGCCUAUCAAUGUAAAAACUGCAUGCCACAUCAUCUUUCAACCCUUAUGAAGUUUGUACAUUUGUUGUCACAUAUGUUGCUUUUUGUUGCGCACCAAGUAAAAUUUUGUGAUGUCAGAUAACAAACUGACACUAGUUUGACAACAUUGUUUCUGUGGGUGCAGCCAGUGGUCGCUGUACUGACUUAAUGCAUCACACAAACAAAACAAGUACAGUACAUGUUCUGCCACGUCUUUUGGACUGAACAAAUAUGGGAUUGCCUUAUAUUGUACACUAUGUACAUUUUAUGUGGGAUACCUUGUGUUCAAAAACUAAAAAGCUGCAGGUCUUUUAAGUCUUUGUCUUCACUGUUUUUUUAUUUGUACUGUAAACACUAAUGAGAUUAAUUAGUGUGAUUAAUGGGUAGCAAGUGUUGAGUUGCCACUAGGACAUGUUUACAAUGUUCCUGUGCAUCGAUCAGGUUUGGCUCUGUUAUAAAAAUUGCUGCAAAUUUAACAAUUUUUUGUAAACACUGUUUUAGUCUGUCCCCCUGCUAAGUGUAAAUACACUGUUUUACUUUAUGUUAAAUUCUAAAGUCAGCUGAAAAAGUUAGAAUGAGGGAAAUUUCCGGUUAUUGAAAUUGUCAAAUGAUUACGUGGAACUGUACGUUAUUUUUGUUUAAUUCUCCACACUGAAAAAUCAAUAGUACACUAAAUUAGCAAAUCUGUUAAAAUUAAAUGUCAUGCACUGCAUUAUUAGCACAUACACAAUGCUUGUUGGUUAUUUUAGCAAUAUAACUUUAUCACUUAUUUUAGCAAUAUAACUUUGAAAAAAAAAAUCGAUUUUAAAAUCACAGAUGCUGCAGUAUAUGCUGAAAAUGUGACGAUUCCAAGAAUGUUGCAGCCUAUGGGUAGCUGCAAUUUAAUGUCUGAUCUAUGGAAUAUUAAAUUGAAAAUUAA
Messenger RNA from Entelurus aequoreus (snake pipefish), 3038 nucleotides. It is a transcript of the gene rnf167, whose product is annotated as ring finger protein 167. The coding region runs from base 423 to 1643 and encodes 406 amino acids. Gene Ontology annotation, biological process: positive regulation of DNA-templated transcription; ubiquitin-dependent protein catabolic process; protein ubiquitination. Gene Ontology annotation, molecular function: zinc ion binding; ubiquitin protein ligase activity. The transcript is spliced from 10 exons. The record is from RefSeq and is a predicted model, not a curated record. Gene Ontology annotation, cellular component: nucleoplasm; cytoplasm. Lineage: Eukaryota; Metazoa; Chordata; Actinopteri; Syngnathiformes; Syngnathidae.